Molecule: messenger RNA, 1452 nt
Organism: Pteronotus mesoamericanus
Lineage: Eukaryota; Metazoa; Chordata; Mammalia; Chiroptera; Mormoopidae
Gene: FCAMR
Product: Fc alpha and mu receptor
Exons: 6
Coding region: 1-1452 (483 amino acids)
Cellular component (GO): plasma membrane
Molecular function (GO): transmembrane signaling receptor activity
Source: RefSeq, a predicted model, not a curated record
AUGGAUGGAAAAGCCCCAGCUAAGCCCAGAGAACAAAAGGUCACCAACCAGAGGGCAGGAUGGGAAAUGAGCAUCAUCCUCCUACUGUGCCUGCUGCAAGCUGCAAAUGCGUUGAAGGGCCCAAGGCUGGUGUCUGGGAAGCCUGGGGGCACUGUCACCAUCCAGUGCCACUAUACCCUCUCUCCCAGCAACAGGCACCAGAGGAAGUACUGGUGCCGUCUAAACCCCCUGACGGGGCUCUGCCACACCGUUGUGUCCACCAACCACUACACUCACUUUUGCUAUGGUGGCCGUGUGGCUCUAAGAGACUUCCCGCAAGGAGGCUUGUUUGUGGUGAGUCUGUCCCAGCUGUCUCCGGACGAUGUGGGGUCCUACCGCUGUGGCAUCGGAAACAGUAACCACAUGCGGUUCUUCGGCAUGAAGCUGAUCAUCUCUGCAGGUCCUCUCAGCCCUAUCCCCAGAACCACUCCAGCUGCUAGUGAGCUCGUCAGGGGAUCCUUUGGAGCAGCCUCUACAGCAGCCAACAGAUGGACCCCAGGAAAUACCCAGGCUAUAGGAAGGCGGGGCAGAAGAUGCAACAGAGUUGCUCUGACUCCAGGAACCAGCAAAAGAACGACAUCAGCUAAAGAAAUGCAAACCCUGAGAACCCCUGAGGUAGUAGCUACAGGGACAGUUAGCCAGGUAGAGUUUUCCAUCUAUGCAACCAUCCCUAUUCCAGGGAGUUCAGCUGCAACAAUCAGAAUUAUGGCGGAUGCAACAGAAGGCCCUUGGCUGCGGGGUACCAGAAGCUCUGGAGCAACCCGAGCUAGGGCCAGUGAGGAAGGGAGCGAGACAAUGACUGAGGCCGAUAUACCAAGAGAGGAAGCAGAAAGGGUCAGAAUAACCCUAAAUGCAGACUGGACGGCCAUAGGGACCAUUAGGUCAUCAACCCUGGCCUCAGAAAAAUGGGCGUGGGAAACCCUCCAAGAAGCAAGACUGGUUUCUAAGCCACAAGCCCUGGACUCCAUUGAAGGAACUACUCCUGCUGCAGGUUGGACCUGGGGGCCCACGAACACAGAGAUGUCAUCUACUGAGGGAAGCACUGAAGGGGAGCUAGACCUCCCUGCUGGAGACAAUGGUCACCAAAUAACACCAAGCCAGGACCUGGGAGAAGGACCCCAAAUUCCCCCUGGCAAGGGGUCCUCCAUGAAGAGUGCUUGUCGAGAAGAGAAGAACAUCUCUCGGAUCCUGACUCCUGUCUCUACGGUGCUGUUCCCGCUCAUGCUUGGGGCUCUUGUCCUACUGCAAAGGAAACUGCGGAGAAAAAGCGCUUAUCAAGAGACGGAAGAGGCAGCAGGAGUCACCUUGAUUCAGAUAACACAUUUCCUGGAGCUGAGCCUCCAGCCAGACGAGCUGCCCCAUGUGGAAAGGAAGGUAUUCCAGAUUGACAGUCCUCCUGCCCAUGCCACAUGA